Laccaria bicolor S238N-H82 is the source of this 1101-nucleotide messenger RNA. RefSeq lists its product as uncharacterized. Bases 1 to 1101 code for a protein of 366 amino acids. NCBI's taxonomy places the organism in Eukaryota, Fungi, Basidiomycota, Agaricomycetes, Agaricales, Hydnangiaceae. The transcript has 3 exons. Gene Ontology annotation, cellular component: nucleus. The record is from RefSeq and is a predicted model, not a curated record. Gene Ontology annotation, biological process: regulation of cell cycle.
AUGUCAAGCUCAUCACAGCAAAAAUCAAUCUUUGCUUUAAACUUGGUCUUGAACAAUUGCGAUGCUGCUCUGGCAGUCUUGCCAGAUGAUGUCAACCCAGAACCAUCCUCACACAAUUUCUCCGUCCUCCACAAGGAUUUCCUUUCCAUCCUCUCUCUCCUUCAUGCAUCCACCACAAAGGUAGCCCUUACUCUCAACCCCGCGUCGCCAGAAUAUACAGCAUCAAUCGCGCCUUUGACCGACACUUCCAAUAACAUCUCCAGACUCGUCCAUUGCCUCGGCAUGAUACAUCGACGCUAUGGCGAGGCUUUAUUCAAAGAGAUCGCAUCUGCGGCGCAGAAUAUCAUCGCUGCUAUUAAAUCCUUUGUUCAAUCUCUUCUCGCUAUUCACAAUACCACUCUGGAUUCAUCCGAGGGAUCAGCCGCAGGCGACUACAUGUUAAGGACUGGUGCCGUACAUGAAGCUAUUGACAGAGAGCGUGCUCUUUCGAAUAACAAUUACGACGCCGUUCGCAAAGUUUGGCAACGAGAUCACGACUCCCUCGUCGAUGGCUUGGACGAGAUUCAAGAAAUGUGUAAACCAUCAGAUGAUACCGAAGAUCUAGAUGACGGCUGGGAUGAUCUUGGACUGGGUUCCAACGCUAAAUUAUCGCCUCUCGAGCUGCAACGAACAGAAAAGGUGUUGACCCUCAUCAAACUCUCCACCCUCCUACACCAGCGCACGAUAAAGAAGCUGCUGACCCCUCCAAAGAUCCCGCCAAUCAUCCAAAGCGUCACCAACACCCUGCUAGAUAAACUUGCCCUGUCCUCACCUGCGCUUCUUGCAGCCUCGGAUGAACUCAUUUCCACCACGUACCCACCUCAAAGCCAGGAGGCUGUUACCGAACAUCUGGUGUUGUUCAACACAGUGAUAACCGAGAUUCGACCACUAGUUAUCAGUCUCGAAGCUGAACAAGAGAUAGAAGUAGGACUGAGCAAUUUAUCCCUUUCAGAUGGCCCGGGAACAAAUGCCAAAAGCAAAAAGACAUGGUUCUCCACUUGCUUUGAGCAAAUAGAGCUAUCGAGACGGACUGUGGCAGACACUUUGAAAGAAAAUAUAUAG